GCGGGCGGGCGGGCGAGGUUGCCUCCUUGCCUCGGGAGUUUGGUUACACGCCGAGGUUGGCCGGCCUUCGGGCAGCGCAGAGGGCGAGCCAAGGCCCGAGACUGAGGCGGACAGCUGGCAGCAAAGCCUCCGAAGGGGACGGCGGGGCUGCGAAGCUCUUUUGGAGCCGCGGUGGCUCUCGCCCGGCUCGCUUUGCAGUCGCCGCUGCGACGCCUCGCAGGGAUGUCUGGGGCGCUGGACUUUCGCCUCUUGUGCCUCCUCAGCCUUUGCCUCGGGAGGAAUUCCGCCUUCAACCUGGAUGUCGCCGAGCCCGUCGUCAAGCGGGGAGAGAAGGGCAGCUUCUUUGGCUUCUCCGUGGCAUUGCACCAGCAGCUUAGUCCGCAGCCCAUCGGCUGGCUGUUGGUGGGAGCACCACAGGCUACCGCAUUGCCUGAUCAACAGGCCCAAAGAACAGGUGGCUUAUAUGCCUGUCCUUUGACCUACGGAACUAAGGACUGCGAGCGCGUGCCCAUUGAUGAGGGAGUUGACCUGAAGAAGGAGAGCAAGGAGAACCAAUGGCUGGGUGUUACUGUCAACAGCCAAGGCCCCGGAGGAAAGAUUGUGACCUGCGCUCACUUAUAUGAAGCACGCAACCGUGUGAACGAGUCCCUGGAGACGAGGCACGUGAUUGGCCGCUGUUACGUACUCAGCGAAGGGCUGCAAGUGGCCGAUGAACUGGAUGGUGGCGAGUGGAAAUUCUGUCAAGGGCGUGAACAGGGGCACGAACGCUUUGGUUACUGCCAGCAGGGAAUAGCCACGGGCUUCACUGCAGAUAGGCAUUACAUCCUCUUUGGGGCACCUGGCACAUACAACUGGAAGGGGACCAUACGGGUAGAGCUGAGUGUCUUGGAUUUCAGUCACUACGACGAUGGGCCGUAUGAAGCCGGGGGAGAAAAGGACCAGGAUCCCUCGCUCAUCCCCUUGCCAGCUCACAGCUACCUCGGUUUUUCUAUAGACUCUGGAGUAGGGAUAACCAAGAAGAAUGAGCUGAGCUUUGUAACGGGGGCACCCCGAGCAAAUCAUAUUGGAUCCGUGGUGAUCCUGCAUCAAGACAACUUUAACCGCUUAGUGCCUAAGGUUAUCCUCUCAGGGGAGAAACUGGCUUCGUCCUUUGGCUACUCUCUGGCUGUAGUAGAUCUCAAUCAUGACGGAUGGAUGGACUUGGUGGUUGGAGCACCAAACUUCUUUGAUAGAAAGGAACGAAUUGGGGGUGCCGUCUAUGUUUACAUCAACCAGGCAGGGCGCUGGGAAAACAUCCUCCCCAUUCGCCUCAAUGGCACCUCUGACUCCCUGUUUGGCAUCACAGUGGGUGCCAUUGGGGAUCUCAAUCAAGAUGGCUUUCAAGAUUUUGCAGUUGGGGCACCACUGGAUGGUGAUGGGAAAGUCUACAUCUAUCAUGGCAGUAACUUGGGAAUUGUGACAAAACCUGCUCAGAUCCUGACUGGGGAGAGUGUUGGCAUCAAGAUGUUUGGCUAUUCCUUUUCUGGAGGGCUGGAUAUUGAUGACAACUUUUAUCCAGAUCUCCUAGUGGGCUCACUGUCUGACACAGUAGUAUUGUACAGAUCUCGACCUGUCAUCCAUAUCUCCAGAAAUAUCACUGCCAACCCCCAAAAUGUCGACCUGGAGAAUAUUAUCUGCCGCUAUAUGGAGGGCAUCUGCAGUGUGGAAAUACAAGCCUGUUUCAUCUAUACAGCCAAACCUUCAAGCUAUAACCCACCCAUCAGACUUGAAUACAGUUUUGAGGCUGAUGGUGACCGUCGGCAACAAGGAAAAACUUCUAGAGUCUUUUUCCGAUAUCAACAGGCCAAAGACCUUGAGCAUCAGUACUCUGGGAUACUGGAGCUGCCCAAACAACAAUCAAAGGUCUGCGCAAAGGCCAUCCUGCAGCUGAAGGAGCAAGUCCGGGACAAGCUCCAUCCCAUUGCUGUGAUGAUGACCUACAACAUCAAGCAUGGCCGCAGCAGACGGCAGAUCUCCGGGGCUGCCCUGAGGCCUCUCUUGCCGGUACUGAAUGCCGUGCCACACAACUCUCAGAGGAUUGAGGUCAAUUUCCUCAAGCAAGGGUGUGGGGAGGAUAAAAUCUGCCAAAGCAACCUGCAGCUGAAAUACAAGUUCCACUCUCGUGUUGAUGAUGCCGUGUUCCAACCUCUACCCAGAGGUGAUGAUGGCUUGGACGUUUUUUCUAUGAGUGACCAAAAAGGCAUAGCCCUUGGAAUCUCCAUCACCAACUUUCCUUCAGUCGCUGCUGAGCCGCAGCGGGAUGGCGAUGAUGCCCAUGAAGCCAUGCUGCUUAUCUCGCUGCCAUCUACCUUGACUUAUGCUAGUCUGCGGCCGUACAAUGCCACGGAGAAGAUCCCAACCUGUGUGUCUAACCAGAAUGCUACACGUGUGGAAUGUGAGCUUGGCAACCCCAUGAAACGUGGAGCACAGUUUCAGUUCUACCUUGUUCUGAGUACUUCAGGCAUUACCUUGGAGACCACAGAACUGGAAGUAAACCUAGAAUUGACUACGAUCUCCGAACAGCCUGCGCUGGCCCCAGUGGCAGCUCGAGCCCGUGUGAUCAUAGAGCUUCCUCUGUCAAUUACUGGACUGCCUGAACCAAAGCAACUCUUCUUCAGUGGGGAAGUCCGGGGCGAAAGCGCCAUGAAGAAGGAAAGCGACGUGGGCAGUCCAGUGAGCUUCAAUGUGACGGUCUCAAACAGAGGCCAAUCCUUGAGCACCCUGGGCUCUGCCUUCCUCUACCUCAUGUGGCCGUAUGAAAUUUCAAAUGGAAAAUGGCUUCUUUAUCCCCUUAAGAUGGAGUUAUUGAGCCAUUCCCAGCAUCGUUCAACCUGUACCCCUAAUCCCAACCCCCUGAGCCUGACUCUGGAACCACCUCCUCCAGGAAGGAAGAAACGUGAGACUGAGCAGGCAGAAAUGUCCAGCCCAUCACUGACUUAUUGGAAAGGACGAAAAAAUGCUACCUUAGACUGUGUGUUAGGCACUGCUCGAUGUCUGCUAUACAAAUGCCCCCUCUACAGUUUUGAGCGUUCAGCUGUGCUUACCAUCUGGGCCCGUCUCUGGAACAGCACCUUCCUGGAGGAAUUUGCUCAUAUGACAUCCGUGGAAGUGAUUGUUCGUGCCAACAUCUCAGUGAGCUCCACAAUUCGCAACCUGGUCCUAAGAGAUGCUACAACCCAGAUCCCAGUGACUGUCUACUUGGACCCUGUUGUGGCCUUGACACGAGGUGUGCCCUGGUGGAUUAUCCUCAUUGCAGUACUAGCUGGAAUCCUAGUGCUGGGCCUGCUAGUCUCCAUCUUAUGGAAGUGUGGCUUCUUCAAGAGGACCAGCCAGGUCUCCAAAUACUCCACAAACUAUUAUCGGGCCCGGCUGGCGAUACAGCCAUCAGAUGCAGACAGGCAGGCCAUGGAGGCCUAGUGCUUGGCUUCUUCAAACGUGCCCACUACGAGAAAGCCAAGCUACCCCAGUACCACGCGAUCAAGAUUCCCCGCCAGGAACGCCAGCUUUUUCAUGAGGAGAAGAUAGGCACCAUCACUAAGAAGGACUGGGUCACUA
Pseudonaja textilis is the source of this 3594-nucleotide messenger RNA. NCBI's taxonomy places the organism in Eukaryota, Metazoa, Chordata, Lepidosauria, Squamata, Elapidae. The record is from RefSeq and is a predicted model, not a curated record.